Messenger RNA from Naegleria gruberi, 2367 nucleotides. RefSeq lists its product as uncharacterized. The transcript has a single exon. Lineage: Eukaryota; Heterolobosea; Eutetramitea; Acrasida; Naegleriidae. Bases 1 to 2367 code for a protein of 788 amino acids. The record is from RefSeq and is a predicted model, not a curated record.
AUGAUUAUUCUAAUUUAUUACUACCUUUCCACAGCCAUUUCGUGUAAUUGGAUGAAUUGUGAAGUGAGAGAGUUUUGUCAAUUUAUGGAUUAUGCAGAGGAGAGAAUUAUACCCCAAUUCUUUCGUUGUGCAAACCAUAUUUAUCAAGAGGUGAGGAAAGGUGCCGAAGUGGAACCAUUCGAAUGUGGAAUUGAUAAUUUGGAGAAUUGGCAAAAAGUUGUUUUACAUUUUAUUGUAAAGGUGCAUGCUGAAGUUUUAAAGUGUAGAAAACCAAUUUCACAUGUCGGAUUUACUGAAUUUCCACCAUGUUUUCUAUUGUUAACGGUUUCUAAUUACUUUUUGGAAAGAAAGAAUCAAUUGUUGAAAGAAAAUCCUGAAAGUUAUUUAUCAGGAGCAAAUAGUUGGUUAUUGACCGAUCUCUUUUAUUAUUGGAAUCAAUUUAUUGAAUAUAUAACAACACCUACAGAGGAUGAUUAUGAACUUAAGGCUAAAAACUAUUACAAAAAUCAGGCUUUCGGUCUUUUACUGGCACGAUAUUUCAUUUUUUGUCUCUAUAACUUUGCUGAGGCUAGUUCUACAAAGAAGAAGACAAAUGUUACAAAAAAAUUAUUCACAUUACUUGGAAAAUUGUUUCACUUGUCAAUUAAUUUUGCAAAAUGCAUUCUAGAUAUGAUGGAGAAUGAUUUGGCACAAAUCAAGAACACCAAAGAUGAUUCUACCAUUAUAUCUGAAAAUUUAUUUCCAAGAAUUAGAAAUAAUUAUGGAAAGACUGUUUGGGUAAUCAAACACAAAAUAUUACGAAUGAUUAGUAAUAUAUUGAACUAUGAUUGUAAACAAGAUCCUUCUGCCUUUAAAAACAAAUCUUACGUAGCAGCUCUCUUUAAGGAUUUCAUAUUUGACACUUUGCAACAACAGAGUGAGUUGGAGAGUGGAGAUUUAUUGGCAAAAAGAUCUAUCAUAACAGCUCUCGACAGUAUUUCUCUAAUUGAUUUAUCUUCGAUUGAAACUCAAAAUGUUAAGAAUCAAGUCUCUGCAAUUAUUCAAAUUUGUAAGAAAUUACUCUCCUCUGAGAAUAGGGAUAUAAGAUUAGUCACCAAGAAGGCCCUUGGUCUUUUCUUUUCAAAAACUAAUUAUUAUUCUGAUGAUUUACUUGAUUGUAUCAUUAAAUCUCAUGAAUUGAGUAGUAAUGAUAUCACAGAUUAUUGUGCCUUGUUGAAAGGCAUUACUAACAGUCUGAAUAUUAGCAAAUCAGAAAUUAGUGAAUCAAUUUUGGAAGGUUUGAAAUUCAAGAUUAACAAUUUAUUCGAAACUGUGUGUGUGAAUGAAACGAUGGAAUAUUUAACAGUUGAAAACGAGGAAGAAAAAACAAACCUACAUAAGAAGAAUAUUAAUCAAUGCCUCCUCUUAAUCGGAAACGCAUUUCAAUUAAUUAAUGAUAAUGUACUAUGUGAGAAACUUCUUUCCUAUAUUAAGGAAAAGACAGAAGAAAUGUCAAGCUACAGCAUACAGGAACUGUUUAAUUCAAUGAUUGUGCCACUUACGGUGGUGUUGAUAGAAAUUUGCAGAUGGAUAGAAAGAAAAGCUCUACUUGAAGCUUUCAACAAACACUCCUAUUCAUUUCUUGCCAAUCUAAUACGAAUUCUCAUUAAGAUUGGAGAUCCAUUUGCAUACACACAAUAUCAUUCACUAUUCACAUUGCUUGGAACUUUGAGUGAAAUUGGAAUAUUACACACUCAUCUCUCCAUGGACAUGUUGACUAAUAAUUCUAUCAAUGAAGGAGGAAAGAAGGAUUUUAUCUAUGAUUACAUUUUGCCAAUAAUUAUUAAGGAGAUUGCUGAUAUGGAAGAUUUUGAAGAUGACAUGCUUUGGAUUCCUAAUAUAAUCGUGGAUAAAAUGUCGCAAGCUUUUUGGGCAUGUAAUAGGAUUAUUAGAAACGAUGUUGCUCUUAAUGGUGGUGAGAGAUCUCUUGUAAUUUUGAAUGAAUCAAUCAAUGCUAUGUUUGAAACAAUAGAAUGCUUUACUAACUUUAAACAAGGUUCAACUCAUAUUGACAAGUUAGACGAAUUAUAUGUUAACGCCUUUUCCACUUGUUUAAUAGACAGAAGAAAUAUGGCUGAACUAGCUCCAAAACUGGUGCAACAUUUGCAAAUUCUUUACCGAGUAAGCAUUAAUCAAAAACUAGAGAUGGAAAUAUUGGAAAUUGUGGAAUAUCUUAUAGACAAUCAAAUUAUUUCUCCUUGGGUAAAUGAAAUAUUAUGGGUAGAAGAACUUUAUGUCAAUGGAACAAGCUCUAUUGAAGAGGCUCUAUUAAACAGAGUAAAGAGAAAAAUUGGCAUAUUUGCAGAAGAUCACCAACAAACUUUCUAA